AUGCUGCCACCGCGCUGCCUCCUCGCGCCCGAGCUGCUCGAGGCGAUCGCCGUCUUCCUCGCGUCGCCGCUCGAGCUCUUUGCACUUCUCGAGGUGCUGCCCCAAGAUGCGCUCUCGUCACCGCUCGCCAGCCUCCGCGCGCUCCACGAGGCCACGACCUCGCACGUCUUCACGUAUGCCAAGUACAACGAAGUGUACUUCAAUGGCAUCUCGCUCUGGCCAACGCUCGCGCUGCCCC
Saprolegnia parasitica CBS 223.65 is the source of this 238-nucleotide messenger RNA. RefSeq lists its product as hypothetical. NCBI's taxonomy places the organism in Eukaryota, Oomycota, Saprolegniomycetes, Saprolegniales, Saprolegniaceae. The transcript has a single exon. The record is from RefSeq and is a predicted model, not a curated record. The annotation marks the transcript as partial.